AUGUUUCUCCAGUAUUAUCUCAAUGAGCAAGGAGAUUGGGUCUACACGAUGAAGAAAUUUGACCCUAUGGGACAACAGACCUGCUCGGCCCAUCCUGCUCGGUUCUCCCCAGACGACAAAUACUCGAGACACCGAGUCACCAUCAAGAAACAGUUCAAGGUGCUCAUGACCCAGCAACCUGGCCCUGUUCUCUGA
Messenger RNA from Ictidomys tridecemlineatus (thirteen-lined ground squirrel), 195 nucleotides. Its product is annotated as H/ACA ribonucleoprotein complex subunit 3. NCBI's taxonomy places the organism in Eukaryota, Metazoa, Chordata, Mammalia, Rodentia, Sciuridae. Gene Ontology annotation, biological process: positive regulation of telomerase RNA localization to Cajal body; snRNA pseudouridine synthesis; ribosome biogenesis. Gene Ontology annotation, molecular function: snoRNA binding; telomerase RNA binding. Gene Ontology annotation, cellular component: box H/ACA snoRNP complex. The record is from RefSeq and is a predicted model, not a curated record.